Bolinopsis microptera is the source of this 1752-nucleotide messenger RNA. RefSeq lists its product as uncharacterized. NCBI's taxonomy places the organism in Eukaryota, Metazoa, Ctenophora, Tentaculata, Lobata, Bolinopsidae. The record is from RefSeq and is a predicted model, not a curated record. The transcript is spliced from 4 exons. Bases 1 to 1752 code for a protein of 583 amino acids.
AUGGCAGUUGGUUUUAGCGAGACCGUUUUCUACGGAGAUGAGCGGGUCUUAACAGCUAGGUUACACGGCAAACACCUCAACAUAUCUGUUGUUGUAGCCUACGCUCCGACUGACGGUGCUGAUGACGGAGAGAAAGAUCGUUUUUACAACGUUUUAUCAGACACGUUUGGUGAACUGCCCCGACAUGAUCUGAAACUGCUACUGGGUGACUUCAAUGGAAAAGUUACUUCAAACCUAGAUAUGGAUUCGAGGGAGUUAUUGGUGGAGAAUCUCUCCAUAGUUCAUCAAGCGACAAUGGGACCAGGCUCAUGGAUUUCUGUGCAGCCAAUCAACUUGUUAUUGGUGGAACUCUGUUCCAGCAUAGAGACAUCCACAAGGUCGUUAGCUAAGAUCACUGCUAAAAGGCAUGAUGUGCCUGCUAUCGAACAUUUGCGAAACUCGUCUAAGGUUCAAGAGUACAACGUGGCUCUUCAGAACCGUUUUGAUUGUCUGGCUAAUGAGGUCAACCUUGAGGACAUGUGGGAUAAUUUCAAGCAGACAGUCACUGAUGUCUCGAUGGAAGUGCUUGGAAAGCGUCCCCGGAAGGUUAAAGAACAACACCUUUCGCAAACCUCUAAGAACUUGAUAGAGCAACGGGGAAUGUUCAAACGGAGGGAUCCCACUUCAAACGUCAAUAGAUCAGCCUACUCUAAACUUAAUAAAUUAGUUAAGAAAAGUUGUAAAAUUGACGACAACAACUGGGCUACUAAAAUAGCGACUGAUCUAGAGGAGGCUUCUAAGAAAGGCCAGCAAAGGGAAGUUUGGGAUAAGAUAAAGAAGAUUUCUGGGAAAAAGAAGAAGAAAGUGGGUAUGUCAGUUAGGGAUAAGGACGGUCAUUUUAUUACAGACCCGGACAGUCAGAAGGAAAGGUGGAAGGAGCACUUUACUGAGCUCUUAAAUCCUCCACUAUCGGAUGGCAAUCUUGAUGACCUCGAUGGUGUGCCCUCACAACCGAGUUUUGACUACCUUUCUUGUUCUGAUGGACCUCCUUCUAGAGAUGAGAUUAGUUAUGCUCUAAAGAAACUGAAGAACUGCAAAAGUGCAGGGGUUGAUGAGAUAACUAAUGAACAACUUAAGUAUGGUGGAAGUGCUCUUGUUGGCCAACUAGAGCUACUGUUUAAAAAGGUAUGGGAGGAAGAGGUGAUCCCUGAGGAUUGGCUUAAAGGUGUUAUAGUGGUUAUCGGAAAGAAGGGAGACACCUCAUACUGCUGCAAUAAUAGGGGUAUAACUCUUAGGGCAACGUCUUCUAAGGUUCUUCAAAUGGUUCUUCUUAAGAGGCUGGAUGUUGGAAUGGAGUGUCUUCUUAGGGAAAAUCAGUGUGGGUUCAGACGGAACCGCUCAUGUAUUGAUCAGAUUUAUUCCAUCCGCACCAUUAUUCACAACUGCAUUGAGUUUAACAUUCCACUUUAUGCAUUCUUCAACGGAACCAUGAGUGCUGUCAGGGUUAAUGGUGAAAUGUCUGAUUGGUUCUCUGUUAAUUCGGGCACUGGACAGGGUGAUAUCCAGGGCCCUCCUGUAUUUAAUUUCUGUCUGAACUUUGGAAUCUUUUUGGCCGAGGUUCACAAGGCAAUCAGUCAUGGUGCUGUACUGCAAAAGGAACUAAAGGGUGCAGAUGAAAAAGUUAUCAUGGAUAGUGACUACGCUGAUGAUCUGGCAGUGAUGGACAAUACUGAAGUGCGUCCCAGCGACCUUACACCGAAAGAGACAGUAUAA